Messenger RNA from Trichoderma reesei QM6a, 3543 nucleotides. RefSeq lists its product as uncharacterized. The record is from RefSeq and is a predicted model, not a curated record. Gene Ontology annotation, molecular function: protein binding. The coding region runs from base 1 to 3543 and encodes 1180 amino acids. Lineage: Eukaryota; Fungi; Ascomycota; Sordariomycetes; Hypocreales; Hypocreaceae. The transcript has a single exon.
AUGCCCAUCUACUCCUCGCUGUACUCGAAUUUUAUCCGUCAAGGAUCUACAUUCGCCAAAUCCGUUACCGCCCACGGCUACGCGCAAUCCGUCGUAGCUGCUACUCAUCCUCACGUUCUCAACUCGCAGAACCGCCCCGUCUUUCGCCGACUCUCGAACCGGUCCACUCGUGCCUCGGCUUUCCCUCUUUAUUCCGCUUUACAGAGCGAAAAGGCAUCAGCCGGGCUCCCGGUCGACCACCGCCAUGUCUCGAAUCAUGGAGGCUUAGAUGCCUACUUCGAGGCUCUGCAGAAGCAGCAGGCCACCGGGGAGGAGGAAGAGAAGGAAUGGACACAGUUCGACUUUCCCAAGCGCAUUGAGUGGAAGCCCAAUGCGUCGUCAGUCCUCGCUGGCGAAAAUGGAGUCGAGGCCAGCGCAGAGGCCGCCGAGCAGAGCGCUGCUCCGGCAAUGGAGACUAUCCAAGAGGUUGAGGAAUCUCAACAUCUGAUGACUCCGGAGGAGGAAGCAGCGCUUGCACACAUCGACGCGGCACUCGAAAAGGAGAUCCAAGCGCGGAACCUCCAGGCGGCUGUAGAAGAAGCUGCCGCUAGAGGGCUGUCUCUCUCUGCCCCUCCCUCGCGUGCGCGCACACCUGUACCUGCGAUCGAAACAUCGCAAGUCACAGAUGAAGACGCCCGCACUGGUUCGCCGUCCAUCCAGGCCCAGUCUCAGUCGUAUGCCGACCACUUGGAGAAGCUGUCCGACGCUUCUCGGUAUGCGGAGAUUCCGGCCGUUUUCGAGGCCAUGCUGGCCACGGGCGUCCAGCCCAUUGCCAGUGCCUACAACGCUCUGCUGCUGGCCGCAAUUCACCUUCCUACCCAGAGAACCGAGGUCGUCUCCAAGGCACUGGAUGUUUAUGCCGACAUGAUGCGCCGCAGGGUGUCUCCUGAUGGCCAGACUUACAACAUCCUCGUCAACCUUCUUUCUACGCGGUCCCUGGAAGUCUCAGAAAUGAAGUCACUUCUCGAGGACAAGCGUCUGCGGUUUGGCGGAAUGGAUGAACCCGGCAAGUUCAUGUUUGCCUCCCACGAGCUGGAGCACGCCAUCUUGUGCGAGGAUGAACGUCUCGACCUGGCCGUCAAGCUGUUUGACAUGUCCUAUGACGCAGGCAUGAUUUCUUAUUCAGCCGAGACCUACCGACAACUGAUUGCUGCCUGUGCUCAGGUUGGCCGAGUGUCGGACAUGCUGCGAUUUUAUGAGCAUAUGGAGCUCAGUGAGAUUGUGCCCUCUGCCGACGUCUUUCCUACCAUGAUCACUGCGUAUGCCAAGUCUGGAAACCUCAUCAGCGCUGUGGAGUGCUACAACGAGUACCGCAGCCUCGCCAUCUCUCACGACGCUGGGAGCUCGACCCUUGAAGACCGACUCGAUGCCCAGGUAUAUGCUUCGGUCAUCAACGCCUAUGUCAUCUCCGACAAGAUUGAGGGUGCCAUGAAGUUCUUCAAGAAGAUUGUGGACGAAUAUGGCGUCUCCGUCACCGACAUGAAGGAUGCCCUGGUUGACCUCGGAUUCAUCAAGGGCUUCAUCGCGCGAGGCGUCUACCAGGAGGCGCUCCAGUGGGCUCAAUCCCUCAAUACCAGCACCCGCGAUGCGGCCAUGAUGAAGAUUGCCACGGUGGCUGCCGACAACAACGAUGCCCCCACGGCGCUCGAGGCCUAUGCUAACAUCCAGGCAGCGGACCUUCAGGACCUUGCUAACCCUUCGAUUGCUCUCCUGGCCAUGAGUGUGCGGCUCGGCGAUGUUGCUUCGGCUUCCAAGUAUUGGCACGUCCUCUCAAACCCCGAGAUGCGCGCCACGGCUGCCUUCAUCGAGCCCACUGCCAUGUACGCGGUUUCCCUUAUUGGUUCCGGUCAGGUUGCCGAGGGUUUGGCUCAGUCGGAGAUGAUGUUCCAGAGGAUCCGAGCUUCUGAGUCUGAGGCACGCGCUCAGCUUCUCGAAGAGAUUGACGAAGGUUCCGACUUCAUCGCCCGCUAUAUGGAAUCCCGUGGCAUCGUUGAUCCGCGUGAGAUGGCCUCUCCAAUGUCAACAAUCCCCUCACAGGCUCGCAGCAGCUCUCCCUAUGUGUCCACCCCUACGGUUUCCAGCUACGAAGACAACUAUGACCCGUACGCCCACAACACCGACUUCAAGGGCUCCUCUUUGAUCGCCGAUGACCUGGAGGGCAGCCAUGGUCGCAAGGGUCCUCGUCUCAAUGAAGCUCUCAACCGAUUCCGAAACAUGCGACGUGCCGGCCGACACCCCCGAUACAUUACGUAUGCGAAGCUGAUUUCCGCCGCUGCUCGCGAGAGCAAGAUGGACCUCUGCCAAGAUAUUCUCGCCAUGGCUCGCUCUGAUGUGCCCCCGAUUGCUCACAACGCCGUCGUACGCUAUGGCUGGUCUUCAAUCCUCGACGCGAUGGUUGGUGCUUGCCUGACGCUGGGCAACCGUGGACGAGCUGAGCAGUAUCACCAAGAGCUGCUGGAAAUGGGCGCCGCCCCUUCUGCCAACACCUUUGGACUGUACAUCACCACGUUGAAGGAUUCGACCAAGACGUUCGACGAAGCCUCGGAAGCCGUUCGCAUCUUCCUCCGCGCCAAGGCCGAGGGUGUUGAGCCCAGCUCUUUCUUGUACAAUGCGCUGAUCGGUAAGCUGGGCAAGGCUCGCCGCAUCGAUGACUGCCUCUUCUACUUUGCUGAGAUGAGAGCGCUUGGCAUCAAGCCGACUUCGGUAACGUACGGCACCAUUGUCAACGCGCUGUGCCGUGUCAGUGACGAGAAAUUUGCGGAAGAGCUCUUCGAUGAGAUGGAGUCCAUGCCCAACUACAAGGCCAGGCCGGCGCCGUACAACAGCAUGAUGCAGUUCUUCCUGACGACAAAGCGAGACAAGUCCAAGGUUCUUGCCUACUACGACCGUAUGAUGUCCAAGGGCAUCGCCCCGACUUCUCACACCUACAAGCUCCUGAUUGACACACACGCUACGCUGGAGACUGUCGAUCUUGAAGCCGCUGAGAAGGUUCUGGAGGAGAUGCGCGCGGCUGGUCAGCAACCUGAGUCGGUCCACUACGCUUCGCUCAUCCACGCCAGAGGCUGCGUCCUGCACGACAUGGACGGUGCGCGAAAGGUCUUUGACUCGGUCGUAGAAGAGUCUUUGGUUCCUGUCAAUGCCAGCAUCUAUCAGGCCCUGUUUGAGGCCAUGGUGGCUAACCACCGAGUUGCCGAAACACAGCCAAUCUUGGCGGAAAUGCGAAGCAGGCAUGUGGAGCUUACUCCAUACAUUGCCAACACGCUGAUCCAUGGCUGGGCUGCUGAAAAGAAGAUUGAGAACGCUCGGGCGAUUUACGAUGCCGUGGCUCGUGAGAAGCGCGAACCCAGCACGUACGAGGCCAUGACACGAGCGUUCCUCGCCCUUGAGAUGAGGGGCGAGGCAAAGGCAGUGGUGGGAGAGAUGCUCACUCGCGGUUACCCCAGUGCCGUGGUCAACAAGGUCCUCGAGCUUCUCGGUGGAGGCCAAGAGGUCAGCCUGGAGUGA